This is a messenger RNA of Nannochloropsis gaditana CCMP526, 307 nucleotides long. RefSeq lists its product as uncharacterized. The transcript is spliced from 2 exons. The coding region runs from base 62 to 280 and encodes 72 amino acids. The record is from RefSeq and is a predicted model, not a curated record.
GCGGAGCUUUCACCCGCGUCACGGAACGAAGCUAGCGUCCGAAGCCCGACUUUUAUCACAUAUGGGCCAAAACUUGAUAGCAUCCAUCACGCACGUAAAUGUGGGUGAUGUUGUUGCCAUUAUUGUCUUGCUUGCCUUUUUCUGGCUGGAUUAUGCGCAGCGGCACGGGGAGUGGAUCCUUGGGGAGGGAGAGGUGGCGCCCCCGACGGUUGAGGAUAGAGGUCUGGGAGGAGGAGGAGGGAGAGGAGGGAGGAAGCCGUCUUCCUGCCUAUCUUGCUGACAUUGAUGGAGUCAUAGUCCGGGCCAG